GAGGUAAAGCUCAUGGGGCGGCUUGGGGAAAUCACCUAAACGCAUCGCCCAUCGUCACACACUCAGACGUUCGGGCGAGACGAAGCGCACGGAUACCUCAUGCCCGGUUGAUUCCUUCUACAAUUCUACUUAAUUUCAUAGCUAACACUUUUGCCCAAUCAGAUUCUGCCCAUGUGCACAGUUGUAUGUUUUUCUGCAGCUGCUGCAGUGAGGCACUGUGUGAAAGCACCCUGCUGCCUGUCCCCGCUCACAUCCUUCAAGGCAGAACUCCGUGUGCUCUGCUGCUCUUCUCGGCCGUCUCCUUGGCACGCUGUUCCGAUAAGCUAUGGGGCAUUCAGAUUUGCCCCAGCUGUGUCACAGGCCAGCACGUCUUGACGGACCACAGCCUGUCGUCUUCUUCCACUCUCUCAUAGCCACUGCGCCUUGGUCCGGCCUCAGCUGCCCCAUUGUGUCACGUGAUAGGAAAAUAAAAUUGAAUUGCUUUUCAUCAGGGCUCACGGCCUCAGCCAAACACCAUGUCCUGGAUGAUCCUUGAAGGAGUGAAGGAGAAAACCCAGGACGCUGUCACAUAUGUAUAGCUCAAUGCCAGUUUCCAUGGUCCCUUGACCCUGGAUCAAUGGCUGAAAAUAUCAUUACGCAGUGGAGGAAGCCAUAGAAAUGAACAUGUCACUGAGGUUUUUGUGACUCUUACUCCAGUCAGAAUUCAGAUGCUGAGGGUUACAUUCCCAUCAAUACAGCAACAUUCAAAAAGCGUUUGUUAUUCUCACGACGUUUGACCUUCUGUUCUCAAAGCCCUCGAAGUCUCCAUCUCAAGACAUAAGUGGAGUUGCAUGCAUUUUUAAAUAACAACUUGUUUCUACACUAAUUUUUAGGUCCGAUGUAAGAUUUCAUUGGGCAAACAUGUCAACAAAGUCAGGGACACUGUCAGCCUGUCAUGUGAUGACGGCAGGAAGCUUUUUAACAACCUUAAGAUGGAUACUUUAGGGAAUGAAACAGCCUUGACACAAGGAGAUGGAGAUUCUUUUUGUGAAUGGUAACGGGCAGUUCGUCACUGUUAGCUUGCAAUAAAGAAAUCUGAGGAUCGGAUGCUUAACAGGCUGUUUUUUUAAUGGGUCAAGGCUGGGUGACACAUUCAAAGAUGCUGGAUAUUAGCAAGGGGUGGAAAACAUGAUCAAGAGCCUUGUUGAUUAAUUUCAGAGCUUGUUUCAGAAGUGUUUCUGACCAUGCGUUGAGUGGCACGUUAGUAGUGAUUCAGGUUGUGGUCGUCACACUGACUUCAGUGUUAUGAUGUCAGGACAUGUCAGGAAGGUCCUCUGAUCCUUGGACAGGGAGAAGCAAAGGCACCUGAUUCCGCUGCAGCCACCACGGCAAGAUGCCAGCAGGGUGUGAAGUGGAGGUUACCUUGGGAUCUUUUAUUUAUUUUUUUUCUAAGCGUUUCUGCUGCGAGUGACUCAUGUCAGACCUGAAGAGCUCGCCUUUAAAGCCCCUGUCCAUCCCUCCCUCCUCAAUGAGAGGCAUCAGGCCACUUCUCGGGCUCCAGCGUCGACCCAGGUGCGUGCGCACGCCGCUGGGAAUCUGCCACUCCUGCUGCCCUGGGACCCUCUGAAGCGGCACCGCGGGGCUCGUCCUUCAUCACCAUGACGUCCACCUUCUCUCUUCUCCUCAUCUCCUGCGGAUCUUCAGCAGUCAUCACUGGGGCCUGCGAGAGGGACUCCCAGUGUGGCGGCGCUAUGUGCUGUGCCGUCAGCCUCUGGAUACGAAACCUGCGCAUGUGCACCCCCAUGGGGCAGGAGGGGGAAGACUGCCACCCUCUGAGCCACAAAGUCCCCUUCUUCGGGAAGAGGCUUCACCACACAUGUCCCUGCCUGCCGAACCUGGCGUGUGUCAUGACAGAUGACUCAAAAUCCAAAUGCCUGCCUUUAUACAAAGUCCAAGACUACUAUUUCUGAGAAGAUGGAGCGCAUAACCUCUGUUUCAGCUGUUUCUGUGAUUCUGGUGUCAAAAAGUUUUAGGAAUAUAUCUGUAUUCUAUUUAUACAGUCAGAUGAGUUGCCUUACUCUGAUGAAUGUAAAUAUCGUCUGUACAGCACUUCAGGUUCAGGUCCUGUUCUUUAAAAGUGCUAUAUAAAGAAACAUAAACCUUAAUGCUGAACACAAUCGUAAAUAAGACACAAGAUACACUCUUUGGAUUAAAGUCCUUUAUAGCUUUAACUCGAAUUUGCCUUGAAGAUUUUUAGUCCUAGAUAAAUUGUUCCCAGAUAAGAACAGGGGUGUGUGCUGUUCCGAAUCCACCCUGUUAGCGAUAAUGCUGUGGUGAUUUCAGUUAUUUUGUUUAAUUGGGAAGUCGGAUACUUCCCCUUUUCAGUGUUUCAUGUAAAUAAAGAAUCCUGCAUCUCUGUAGCCAUGUGCAGACAUUUUAACUGUCCUUCAACUAAUUGAGCAUUUAUGGCAUUGCUUAUUUUCAUGUUAUGAAAAUAUAAACUCCUGAAUACCAGUUUUAUGUGAAGCCUUAGAGCUCCAUUAGUUCAUUAUCCCAGGAAUGUGAAACUCACAUGUUCAUUUUAUGCUGGUUUUUAGGGCCCAAUUUGAACCUUCGUGCCAUUUUUUCAUCCCAUUAAAAUAAACCAGACGUG
Paramormyrops kingsleyae is the source of this 2632-nucleotide messenger RNA. It is a transcript of the gene prok2, whose product is annotated as prokineticin 2. Gene Ontology annotation, biological process: endothelial cell proliferation. The record is from RefSeq and is a predicted model, not a curated record. NCBI's taxonomy places the organism in Eukaryota, Metazoa, Chordata, Actinopteri, Osteoglossiformes, Mormyridae.